UGACCAGGGAAUUAAAAGCAUGAAGAAAACCCCCUUGGAGGCAGUGGAGAAUCACUUAGCUAGCAUUGAAACUGAGCCCCUCUUCUACAUUGCCACUUUACUUGAUCCCAGAUACAAAGAUUGCUUCUUCACAAAGUCAGCUAACCUGACCCUGGCAAAGGAACAUCUCAUCCAGGAGCUGGUGAACAAAGAGGAAAAAGCCAGGGCUGUUGUUUCAGAGGCAGCUGCCGGCCCUGACACCAAAGCACCACGGCUUGAGGCAUGCAGCACCUUGGACAGUGCAUUUCAGGAGAUCUUGCAAGAAAGACAAUCUGUGUCCCGGUCCGUGAGUAGUACGUCAGCAGAAGUGCAGGUCUGCACAUACCUCUCUGAGCAAACCAUCCCUAAAAGAGAUGACCCACUUCGCUAUUGGAAGGAACGUGCUCUUCAGUUCCCUUCCACGGCUGCACUUGCAGCCCAGUAUCUCUCUGCCCCUUGCAGCUCUGUACUGAGUGAAAGGCUCUUCAGUUCUGUUUCCAAUGUUCUUGAUGAGAANUAG
This is a messenger RNA of Oryzias melastigma (Indian medaka), 538 nucleotides long. RefSeq names its product zinc finger BED domain-containing protein 4-like. The record is from RefSeq and is a predicted model, not a curated record. Lineage: Eukaryota; Metazoa; Chordata; Actinopteri; Beloniformes; Adrianichthyidae. The coding region runs from base 20 to 538 and encodes 172 amino acids. The transcript is spliced from 2 exons. Gene Ontology annotation, molecular function: protein dimerization activity.